Molecule: messenger RNA, 1460 nt
Organism: Gadus macrocephalus (Pacific cod)
Lineage: Eukaryota; Metazoa; Chordata; Actinopteri; Gadiformes; Gadidae
Gene: hgd
Product: homogentisate 1,2-dioxygenase
Exons: 14
Coding region: 16-1356 (446 amino acids)
Biological process (GO): L-phenylalanine catabolic process
Cellular component (GO): cytoplasm
Molecular function (GO): homogentisate 1,2-dioxygenase activity
Source: RefSeq, a predicted model, not a curated record
AUUUCAACUUCAUAAAUGCCAUCGGAUGCUGGUUUAAAGUACCUGAGUGGUUUUGGGAACGAAUUCUCCUCUGAAGACCCACGGUGUCCAGGAGCAUUACCUGAAGGCCAGAACAACCCUCAGGUGUGCCCGUACGGACUCUACGCUGAGCAGCUCUCUGGCUCCGCCUUCACCUGCCCACGACCAGCCAAUAAGAGAAGCUGGCUGUACCGCAUCCUCCCCUCUGUCAAACACAAGCCCUUCAGCCCCGCCCCCUGCGGCCACCUGACGGACACCUGGGACCAGGUGAAGCCCGACCCCAACCAGAUGAGAUGGCUGCCGUUCACCAUCCCCGCGUCCUCGGAGACCCAAGUGGACUUUGUGGCAGGACUCCACACCCUCUGUGGCGCUGGAGACACCCGAACCCGCAGCGGGAUCGCCAUCCAUGUGUACACCUGCAACACCUCAAUGGUGGACAGGUGUUUCAACAAUUCUGAUGGAGACUUUCUUAUCGUACCCCAGCAGGGGGAGCUCCUGAUUACAACAGAGUUUGGGAAGAUGUUGGUGGAGCCCAAUGAGAUCUGCGUAAUCCAGGCAGGGAUGCGCUUCAGCGUGGACGUGUCUGGGCCCAGCAGAGGCUACGUGCUGGAGGUCUACGGGGCUCAUUUUGAACUGCCCGACCUGGGACCCAUCGGAGCCAAUGGGCUCGCCAACCCCAGGGACUUCCUGUGCCCGGCGGCGUGGUACGAGGACAGGGAGGUGUCCACCGGCUACACCGUCAUCAACAAGUACCAGGGGGCGCUCUUCACCAGCCAGCAGGACUAUUCUCCAUUCAACGUGGUCGGCUGGCACGGCAACUACACGCCGUACAAGUACCACCUGGAGAACUUCAUGGUCGUCAACAGUGUGGCGUUCGACCACGCCGACCCCUCCAUCUUCACCGUGCUCACCGCCAGGUCCACGCGGCCGGGUGUCGCCAUCGCCGACUUUGUUAUCUUCCCGCCACGCUGGGGUGUGGCCGACCGGACCUUCCGCCCGCCAUACUACCACCGGAACUGCAUGAGUGAAUUCAUGGGGCUGAUCAAAGGCCACUACGAGGCCAAAGCAGAGGGUUUCCAACCGGGAGGAGGCAGUCUGCACAGCAUUAUGACCCCGCACGGCCCCGACACAGACUGCUUCGAGAAGAACACCACCUCCACUCUCGAACCAGAGAGGGUGGCUGAGGGAACCAUGGCCUUCAUGUUUGAGUCGUCCUUCAGCAUGGCUGUGACCAAAUGGGGCCUGGAAACCUGCCAGAGACUGGACAAGAGCUACUCCCAGUGCUGGGAGAACCUUCGCAGUCACUUCAACCCCAAUUGGAGACCCAGUAAGCAGUAGAGGCCAUGGAUGAAUAUACAGAGCUUGUCUAUAACAUAGCACACUUUGCCUAUUUGGUAAGGCGACAUACAUGAUUGACAAUUACAUAUGUUAAGUUUAUAGUU